AUGCGUGGGCUUUUCACUCUUUCUUUGCUUUCUGCGGCGCUGGGCGCCUCUGCCGGCUUGACCGCAUCCAACCUCGAGACUCAUGUCGAUGUGCUGGCACUCGACAACUCCUUCAACCCGAUCGAAGCCGCUUACUGGACUAGCUUGGCGCAUCACCGUCGGACUCCUUUUGCGGUUUCUCCCAACGGCAAGACGGCCUAUUUGGCCUACCUCGAUUCGAGCGGAACCGACGUCCAUGUCACCGAGCUGGACCCUACCACUUUCAAGGCCACGGGCACUUCCGUGACGGUCAGUGCCGGUGGCCUCGUUGCCCACGAUGACGGCUUCGCUCUGUUGACCAACGAGGUGAUGCCCUCUGGCACCACCAAUGCGCCUCCCAGCGACACCCCCGUCCCGGUCUUGCACCGUUACACGAAUGGCAAGCAGACCUGGAAGACCUGGCUCGGUGGCCCCGACGUGCACGCCUCCGAUGGUCUGGCCGAGGCGGUGGACAUGAACGGCGACCUGGUCUACUCGGAAGAGGCGGGGAUGUACGGGGCCUACUUUGUGGUCAGUGACUACUCCGGCUGGGCCGAGGGCCACUACGGCGACAGCAUCGAGUACGUGGCCACCAACGGAACUUUGUUGGACAUCAGUGGGGCCUCCAGCGCCUGGGGCUGCAGUCACAACACCGGCAUUGCCUUCGAGGCGGCCGACGAGCCUCCCUUCGCCAGUAUCUGUGCGGAGGACCAGGGUGCCAUCUGGCUGAACACCCAGACUCAGGGCAUGACCAACAACGGGGUCAAGAUCUCCAACGAAAACACCACCAACGGGGCCUCGGGCGAGCCCAUGGGUGGCAUGUCCGGCAGCUACAGCGGCCUGGCGCGCUUUGCCGACAGCAGCCGCUACAUCUUCACCUGGGUGUCGCGGGGUGCGAUCGAUGUGACGGAGAACAGCUGGAUGGGCGAUGGAUACACCCACGUCAACAACCGCACCAACCCGCGCAACGUCGCCCUGGCGCUCUUCUCCGACAAGUACACCAAGGUGGGCGCCCAGGCGACCUCAACUGUGGGCGCCGAGGAUGGGGACAGCCAAGUGACCUGGGUCACCUCGGGCUCCAACGACUGCUCCAACGCCCAUACCGCCACCUUCGGGAACAGCUCGGCCCUGAUCACCUGGGAGGAGAUUUCCGAUCCGACCUGUGACUACAUUGCCAUGGGCUGCCAGGGCAAAUUCGCCGGCACCUACUUCCAGCAGGUGGAUGCGAGUGGGCAGAAAGUGGGGGAUGCUUUCUCCAGCACCGAUGUCUACAUUGCGGGUGACAUGGUGACCAUGUCCGACGGUCGCAUUUGCUGGCCGUAUGUGAGCAUGGACUGGGAUCUGUCCGUGGUGGUGUAUGAGGCCGACUCUUCCAAGUUCACCAAGCAGAUCAGCUUUGCCUGCAUGUCGCCUAGCGGCAGCUCCAGCUCCAGCAGCUCGUCGAGUGCUGCUGCUGCUUCUAGCACGGUUGCUAGUGUCUCUACUACUCAAGCCGCGGCUGCUGCUACUUCCAGUGCGGCUGCUGUCUUUGUGGAGACCACCGCAGCUGCAGCUGCCGCUGCAGAGACCAACGUUGCUCACACGGCCGUGGUCAGUUCCAUGACUCCUGUCGCCACAGAGGCCAAGGUCGCCUCUUCCAGUUCCACCAGCCAGCCUCCCAGCUGGGCUACCGCCGCCGGUCAACGGACCACUCUCGCCACUCAGGGUCACUCCAAGACCUCCUCCGUCAAAUCUUGGCCGACUGGGGGUUGGGAAGAGGGAAGUGCGCCCCAGUGGCAACAACCCUGGUCGGAGGAGCAGGAGGGCAGUUGCUCGUACUAGGACAUGAUCCGCUGCUAGCAUGAAUCAGGUAGUCGAUAAUCGGGGGAGAAAAGAAAGGCCAAUUAGAUGGAGGGGCACGCGCUGGUUUCAUAGCUGAAACUCAUUUUGUCUCUUUACACGGUAGUAUCAAUUGCCACAAAGUCCAAGCGACUCAGGCGAGUGUUGAAGAACUCUUUGCCAGCGGGCCUUUGGCAG
Aspergillus aculeatinus CBS 121060 is the source of this 2034-nucleotide messenger RNA. RefSeq lists its product as uncharacterized. The record is from RefSeq and is a predicted model, not a curated record. The coding region runs from base 1 to 1839 and encodes 612 amino acids. The transcript has 2 exons. NCBI's taxonomy places the organism in Eukaryota, Fungi, Ascomycota, Eurotiomycetes, Eurotiales, Aspergillaceae.